GACUAACCCGGAGGCUCCGCACUUGAGCUCAGGAGGAGCUGAGAGGAGGACCGAGGCAGGCGGAGGCUCUCUCCGAAGAUGUGAAGACAAACACCGCCUCCCUCAGCGAGCCCACACCAGCCUCUCCCCGCGCCUCAGCUACGGGGUUCAAACGUUACAUUUUCAUUUUGGUGAAUGUACUCUAAAGUAUGUUACACCCGCCCUUUUCUCCCUUAUUUUCGCAUUUAUGAGCGACCGCUGUGGCAGUUCGGUCCACAUCCGGGCCACAAUGCUUUGACUCCAUUAUUGUCUAAAAGUGGCGCAGAGGUUGAUUUUUUUUUUUUUUAAUCCGACACCCGGCGUUUUUGUAGCUGCUCCAGAGAAGUCUCGGUCCAAGAGGAGAUGUCUAAUCAAGGAGUUCGGCGGAAUGGACCCGUGAAGCUGCGACUAACAGUCUUGUGUGCCAAAAACCUGGCGAAGAAGGACUUCUUUCGCCUUCCCGAUCCCUUUGCCAAGGUAGUCGUUGACGGUUCGGGGCAGUGCCACUCCACGGACACCGUGAGGAACACCCUCGACCCCAAGUGGAACCAGCACUAUGAUCUAUAUAUCGGCAAAUCCGACUCCAUCACAAUCAGCGUCUGGAACCAUAAAAAGAUUCAUAAGAAGCAAGGAGCUGGCUUCCUGGGCUGCGUUCGCCUUCUGUCCAACGCCAUCAACCGCCUUAAAGACACGGGCUACCAGAGACUAGACUUGAUCAAGCUUAGCCCCAAUGACAGCGACACGGUCAGAGGGCAGAUAGUGGUGAGUCUUCAGUCCAGGGACCGCAUAGGCACAGGAGGUCCCGUGGUGGACUGCAGCCGGCUGUUUGACAACGAUCUUCCAGAUGGCUGGGAGGAGAGGAGAACCGCGUCUGGACGGAUCCAGUACUUGAACCACAUCACACGCACCACACAGUGGGAGAGGCCGACCAGGCCUGCCUCAGAGUACUCUAGCCCUGGACGACCGCUCAGCUGCAUUGUGGAUGAGAACACACCCAUCAGCACUAACGGCGCCACGCCCACCACAGCGCUACCUCCCAGAGAUGGCGACCAGCGGGCCCAGGAGAGACGGGAGCGAUCGCAGAGGCACCGCAACUACAUGAGCAGAACCCACCUGCACAUGCACCCAGACCUUCCUGAGGGAUAUGAGCAAAGGACGACGCAGCAAGGCCAGGUGUACUUUCUGCACACUCAGACAGGCGUCAGCACGUGGCACGACCCCAGGGUUCCCAGAGAUCUAAGUAAUGUGAACUGUGAGGAGCUCGGCCCGCUACCACCGGGAUGGGAGAUCCGAAACACGGCCACGGGGAGGGUGUACUUUGUGGACCACAACAACCGAACCACACAGUUCACCGACCCACGCCUCUCAGCCAACUUGCACCUAGUGUUGAAUCCGAGUCCCAAUGGCUGUCAAGGAGGCAGUGAAAGUCAGAACGUCAGUCGUCAGAACCAGACGAAAGAUCAGGCCCAGCAGGCUCUGGUGUCCCCUGGUCAGCUCCCAGAGGAAGCCGAGUGCCUCACGGUGCCCAAGUACAAGAGGGACCUGGUUCAGAAGCUGAAAAUCCUCCGACAGGAGCUGUCCCAGCAGCAGCCUCAGGCCGGCCACUGCCGGAUCGAGGUGUCCCGAGAGGAGAUCUUUGAGGAGUCUUAUCGACAGGUGAUGAAGAUGCGGCCCAAGGACCUGUGGAAGAGGCUCAUGGUGAAGUUUAGGGGGGAAGAAGGACUCGACUAUGGAGGGGUGGCCAGGGAGUGGCUCUACCUGCUGUCACAUGAGAUGCUGAAUCCUUAUUACGGGCUGUUCCAGUACUCCCGCGACGACAUCUACACCCUGCAGAUUAAUCCAGAUUCUGCCGUCAAUCCCGAGCACCUGUCCUAUUUCCACUUUGUAGGUCGCAUCAUGGGGAUGGCGGUGUUCCAUGGACACUACAUCGACGGCGGCUUCACGCUGCCCUUCUACAAACAGCUGCUGGGGAAACCCAUCACCCUGGACGACAUGGAGUCCGUUGACCCCGACCUGCACAACAGCCUCGUUUGGAUCCUGGACAAUGACAUCACAGGUGUGCUGGACCACACCUUCUGUGUCGAACACAAUGCUUACGGCGAGAUCAUCCAGCAUGAGCUCAAGCCCAACGGUAAAAGUGUCCCCGUCACCCAGGACAACAAGAAGGAGUACGUCCGCCUCUACGUCAACUGGCGUUUCCUGCGAGGCAUCGAGGCCCAGUUCUUGGCUCUGCAGAAGGGCUUCAAUGAGGUCAUCCCCCAACACCUGCUGAAGGCCUUUGACGAGAAGGAGCUGGAGCUGAUCGUGUGCGGUCUGGGUAAAAUCGACAUCAACGACUGGAAGUCCAACACGCGGCUGAAGCACUGCACUCCAGACAGCAACAUCGUCAAGUGGUUCUGGAAAGCCGUGGAGUCCUUCGACGAGGAGCGCAGAGCCCGGCUGCUGCAGUUUGUCACCGGUUCUUCUCGGGUUCCUCUGCAAGGCUUCAAGGCCCUGCAAGGUGCGGCAGGACCACGGCUCUUUACCAUCCAUCAGAUCGACGCCAGCACCAACAACCUGCCCAAAGCCCACACCUGCUUUAACCGGAUCGACAUUCCUCCCUACGAGAGCUACGACAAACUCUACGACAAGCUGCUCACUGCCAUCGAGGAGACGUGCGGCUUCGCUGUGGAGUGAAAACUCCACGGCUUCUGAACGUUUGACCAUCACAAGUCACCGUCCACAAAUCACUUCACCGGGGUGGGAGGGAGUCGUGGCCGGUUACCCAUAAUGCUCCGGCUCCGACGGGACGAGCUGAGAGACGGAGGACACGAAACGACUGUGGGCUGUUUCUAAACUCUCCAGUCUUUCUUAACCUGUUUUUAUCGUCAAAAGGAUUUCUUCAGCUGCUAAUAACUCAGACUAUUUACUCACUUGUGGAACCUGCAACGUCUCGUUUUUAUAAAUUCAUUUUAGCGUUUAAAGGUCGACCUUAUUCCACGUAGCAUCGCGCCACCUUAUGCUCCACUUUGAGACAGCAGCCACAUUUACUUUUAAAGAUUAGUUUGCUGCAGGACAGAAUUAUUAUUAUUAUUAUUAUUAUUAUUAUUAUUAUUGUUGUUAUUAUUGGUCACCACUUGAAUAAAGAGAACACUAAACGUGGAAGCAGAGUGUGCGAGCCUGGAGCUGAUUGGUGCCCUGAAGCAGUCCCACCAGGGCGACGGCGAGGACGGACCAAGAAGACAGAAGAGUCGAGUCACGCCCGACUGGUUCCCUUCUCCAAAGACACGAGCAGACGCGUCUGCUGUGAAGGUCGCUGCCCAACGAGAAACCCCGCUCCACGCGUCGGCUGCGUUUGAAGAGGAGGAAACGAACGUGUGAUAUUUCAUAUAACAGGAAAAAUGAGAAACAAUCAAAUUCUAUAUAAUAUAUAUAAUUUAUUGCUGUUGCAUUUCAGAAACCCCUUUUCUGUUUCCAAAUGAUUAAAUUUGAAUGUAAAGUUUUAGUUUUAAAUUAUGGAAGGUGAUUUUGUGGAAAGCUGGACUGAAUGCUGUGGUUGAGCUCCUCAGAGAGGGUUCUGUCAACCCUUCAGAGUGCCGUCAUCACUUUGAAUCUACAAAUCUGAGAAAACUGCUUUAAAUUCUGCUGAUUUUCAUCCAGGAGCUGCAUAUUGUGCGACUUACCGUUGGCGCCUGACAUAUCCACUCCACCGAAUACGAGCUUCACCGUUAAAGAGACCUUUUUGCCUUUUGAAACUCAGUUUCUGUGUAAAAGUUUCACACACCGGUAAUUCCAAAGCUUCCUGAACAGCCUCUGUUUGGAGAAAUAGCAUUAUCAUCCUUUGGGACUGGUGAGCUAGGAGCUAGUCAGAGCAGAAUAAAUACACCCACAAUUACAGGCCAGAACAUAACGGCUGAACAGCAGUAAUCCAUAAAAAGGGAUCAAACGGUAAAAACCACUAAACUGUAGAAUCAAAACUGCAGAAAACAGUUGUUAUAAAAUCAAAUGUCAGAUAGUAUUAAUAAAUGAAAUCUAAAGGCAAAUUUUUAACAUAAAUAUAAUAAAUCACCACAGAACUAAUAUUUUUUAUGUUGAAUAUUCAAGUAAUUGUUAAAGUAACAGAGCAGUUUCCUGCGCCUCUGCCCUACUGGUUGAAAGUGGAAUUACAACAGUUUUGGAUAAUCCUGCUUUGGCUAGUGCUAACAAUGAGCUAACACUAACAUGAGCCUACCGAUGAUAAAAUCAACCACGAAGGUAAAAGACUCACACUGUUGGACCAAAAAAUAUUACUUAAAGUCUAGUAGCAACAAAGCCAGGUCACUAUCAGUCUGGGAUUUUGUAGCCUCCUUUAGCUCCUUCCACCUAGCGUAGGCCGCGCCGGUGUUCCCUCUGGUUUUAGCUCUUUGUUUCAUUACUCUCUUACUUUUACUUCCAGGCUCUACCAUGAUGCCAACAGAAAAGCAAACUUCUUUUGCUUCUUGUGCUUUUUAUUGACAAUCGGCAAACUGAAAAAGCUAACUGCUAGCAUAACAGUUUGUGAAGCGCCUUCUGAUUUUUAUCCUGAGUGACGCGAUAUAAAAAUUUGUUUCUUCUUCUCGAACAGCUGUAAAGCAAUUAAAGAGUGCCCCCUAUAGAGCACAUAUGAACUCUUCAAAAGUGUAAAGUUUCUGAUCAGCAGAGGGCAGCAGAGUGGAGUCAGAUAUGAAACGGGUCACGUUUCUAACUCGACAAUCACUGAGAUCGAUGUUAAAGCUCUAGCUUAAAGUUUAAAUCAUUAUCUAGUGUUACAGAAUGCUAGGUAACCAAAUAAUGGAUGUUAACUCAUUCGCUGCCAGCGUUUCUCACCGUUUUUACUGUUUUUUUAAGAGUGACAGAACGUUGUGCGCUAGGAUGAUGUCGACGCCAAAACAAAGUGGAGACUCACCUCUUACAUCAGGAAGAAUCUGCCCGUUUCGAGCGUUAUCCAUUCUUUCAUAAUCCGUUGUUGAAUUGUGAUCGGCAGAAGCUUUUCCGGUUCGCGCCUCGCUUUUUUUUUUACAGCAGCGGCUCAAAACGAUCUCCUAACACAUGGAUGUUCUGCUUCCUGAUCACAUGACGUGUGACGUACGCACAUGAAGAUCGGCUUUAGAGCUGAGAUGUUUGUUCUCACGGUGCGGGGGCUCGUCCGACGCCCACACAGUGGCAGUGAAUGAGUUACUAAAACGUUAAUUUUUAUUUAAAAAAAUCAAGAUUUGUUUUUUACAAACGAGUCAUUUCUACUAAGAGCCAAACUGAACAGGUUAGUCUUCAGUUUAGCAUUGCACUAUAAUUCAAAUGGUAUUCUGUGCAAUGACUAAAUGCAGCACCUCUGGUUCAUCCAGGGGUCUAGUCUGUGAUAUGAAAACAGCGUUCAUAGGAAGGUUUAGAGACAACAACAUUAGCUCACCAGUCCUGUAGGAGGAGAAGCCCCUUCUCUGAACAUGGGCUGUCCAGAAAGCAGCUGCAAUAGAGAUGAUUAUAAUAUUUGUAACUUUUAUACUGAAACGCACUUCAGACUGACUGAAAUAGAGCCACCGGUGAACAAUAAUCUCCCAGAAGAGCCUCAGUGUGGACAUUUUCUGAAACCUCCAGUACCUUCCAGCCCUGUGGUGCUACACGUCAGUAACUUUUAUAUUGUAACUCCUGACAUAUUGCUACUCAUACCUGUCUGUGGCCAUGAGAGCAUCACCCAGCCACUCUCAGGAGAUGUCUGUAACAUCCGUUUGACUCGAAACUAAAACGGGGUGGAAAAGUCAUUUCCACGGAGAACCUGAACUCGCAGGACUUGUUGCGUGUCUCCAUGGACGUAAUUCACUUCAGAAGUGGGGGGGGGCACGGGGGGGGGGUAUCUAAUGGGAAACAGGCUUCAACACAAACGGUUGUUUCCCGCUUGGUCCUAGAGCUCAACCAGUGUCAAUUUAAUAUAGCGUAAUAUUGUUUUUGGAUGGUUAAAGGUGCUGGGGUCAAAACUUGACUUUGGAAAGAGUGGGGGGGACAUGUCUCCCCUGUGUCUACCCCCCCAAAUUACGUCCAUACAUGCCUCCGUUUGACUGAGAUGAACUCGAGAAUAAAACCUGCUGUUGGUUUUCCUUACGUGAUGUUUGAGAAAGGUGAGGCUGUUUUCUACCACGAUGAAACUGUUGAAUGUUUUUGUUUGUGUUUAAAGACGCUGCCCGUCUCCGAGACCGUGAACUGUUGUUAACAUUUGCAUCCUCUAAAAAACAGAAGUUUCUGUCACAAGCGUAUGCAAAGGGAAAAGUGUCCUCAGAUGGUGCUUUGUACAGUAACAAGAGAUCGUUCGCAUACGUGGAUCGACAAAAAAGGAAAAAAAUAAUUUAUCUUUAACUUAAGCAGGAAAAAAAGAUUUUCUUGAACUGCAAAGAGGAAAUGCACACGAGCAGAAUGAGGCUUCUGUUCAUGUUCAUGGUUACUUCUGCACCACACGUCGGUUCCCCUUUAAGUCCUGUGCACAAGCUGAUCCUGGCUGAUCUACUGUCUGUUCCUACAACACGUCGCUCAGCAGCGCCCCCUGCAGCUGCCUCCCGUCACCUUUGACCUGAACAGGUCCAAGUUCAGGAGCACGGCGGUUUUGUUUUGUUUUCUACUAGCAUGAUCCACUAGCUGGACUUUAUCUCUCUCAAUGCUGACUGAUGCAAUCUUAUGUACGUUAACACUCAUUUUGUAAGAGUAUUUUAUUUUUGUGUGUAAUUAGUUCUAAUUAAACUUGCCUUUGUCUAACAGUGUAAGGCCUUGUA
Molecule: messenger RNA, 6770 nt
Organism: Nothobranchius furzeri (turquoise killifish)
Lineage: Eukaryota; Metazoa; Chordata; Actinopteri; Cyprinodontiformes; Nothobranchiidae
Gene: smurf2
Product: SMAD specific E3 ubiquitin protein ligase 2
Biological process (GO): negative regulation of BMP signaling pathway; protein polyubiquitination; proteasome-mediated ubiquitin-dependent protein catabolic process
Cellular component (GO): cytoplasm
Molecular function (GO): ubiquitin protein ligase activity; protein binding
Source: RefSeq, a predicted model, not a curated record